UUAUAAAAAACGUCAGAAGCGCGUGCACGUUUCUAAUUUUGACGAAGACAUGCUUUGAUAUUGUUACAAGAUGAGUCCCACUUUAACUGAUCAGGAAUUGUACUGCGACGCAGAAGAAGUACAAGAAGCUGUUGGAAAAUUGGAAAUUAACGAGAAAACAGAAAGCAAAAGUUUUGAUGAAAAAGAUGAUUACUAUGAAGAUGAUUGGGACGACGAUGAUGAUGAUGAUGACGACGAUUACUAUGAGGGUUGUAAUAGUAACAGUAGCAAUAGACAACCGGCAGGUAAUCAAAGUAAGCUAAACAGUUAUCAGCCAAACGAUAAGCUCUUUGCGAAACAUUCUAGUAAGAUCAAUUUGGAUAAGUAUAUACUGCCCAAGAACGCUGCAAACGUUUUAAUGCAAAGUGAUAAGAGGAUGGACAAUGAGAGGAUCAGGAUAAAAGAUAAGCAUGAUAGGGCCACAGCUGAGCAGGUUAUGGAUCCAAAGACUAGGAUGAUUCUGUUCAAAUUGAUAAACAAGAACUUGAUCACAGAGGUGAACGGAUGCAUUUCCACUGGCAAAGAGGCCAACGUUUAUCAUGCAACGUCAAAGGAUGGGGAUCAGUACGCCGUUAAGGUCUUCAAGACAUCCAUAUUGGUGUUCAAAGAUCGCGAUAAGUAUGUGUCUGGAGAGUUCAGAUUUCGACACGGGUAUUGCCGACAUAACCCGAGGAAGAUGGUGAAGACGUGGGCCGAGAAGGAGAUGCGUAACUUGGAGAGGAUGCACAGUAACGGUCUGAAUGUACCGAAACCGAUUAUACUGAGAUCUCACGUACUGCUGAUGGGAUUCAUCGGUAAGGAAGGAUGGCCGGCGCCCAAACUCAAGGACGUCGACUUGUCGCAGUCGAAGGCGAGACAGGUGUACAGGGACGUCAUCACGGCGAUGUGGAAGAUGUACAACCUCUGCAAACUAGUCCACGCCGAUUUGUCUGAAUUCAAUAUGCUUUACAUGUGCGGCGAGCUGUACAUCAUCGAUGUCAGUCAAUCCGUCGAACACGAUCAUCCGCACGCUCUGGAAUUCUUGAGGAAGGAUUGCGCGAACAUCACCGAUUUCUUCCGAAAACACGAAGUCGCAUGUUUAUCCAUCAAAGAGCUCUUCGAUUUCAUCACCGAUCCCACGAUUACGUCGGAGAACAUGGACAGAUGUUUGGACGCGCUCAGCGAGAACACCGCGGGCAGAUCAGAUCUAACGCAUCAGCAGCAAAUUGAAGAGGAGGUGUUCAAAAACUCUUACAUCCCCAAAAGGUUGACGGAAGUCCUCGACGUUGAAAGGGACAUCAACAAAGCGAAAGCCGGUGAAAAUGAUCUGAUUUACAAGACGUUAAUCGGAUUGAAAUCGGACUUGAGCGGCACCAGCAAUAAACCCGAGGUCCUGGAGGACGAAGAUGAACAGGAAGGUGACGAAGAGGAGGUGGAUGAGGACGAAGAAGAUGACGAAGAAUCAAGCAAAUUCGUGGACAGCUCCAGGCCCAAGGACGAAUCGUUGGAGGACAAGAAAGCGCGCAAAAAGGCUGUCAAAGAGGCGCAAGCCGAGAAGCGUAAAGUUAAGGUCAAAAAGCACGUGAAGAAGAGGAAAGAGAGGAUGGCAAAGAAAUAAUGAAUAUUACAACUAAUAUAUAUUAAGAAAAAUUGUCCACUUUUAUAUUUA
Molecule: messenger RNA, 1687 nt
Organism: Nicrophorus vespilloides
Lineage: Eukaryota; Metazoa; Arthropoda; Insecta; Coleoptera; Silphidae
Gene: RIOK1
Product: serine/threonine-protein kinase RIO1
Exons: 2
Coding region: 71-1636 (521 amino acids)
Biological process (GO): maturation of SSU-rRNA
Cellular component (GO): cytosol; preribosome, small subunit precursor
Molecular function (GO): ATP binding; protein serine/threonine kinase activity
Source: RefSeq, a predicted model, not a curated record